AUGCGCACCGACGCGAUUUGUCGGCUCCUUCUUCAGCUCCUGGUCAUACUUCCUCUCGGUGUUCUCGCAGCAAAAGACAAGAAAAAAGACAAGGGUGCCAAAAAUGUCACCAUUGACAGACUUGUCAACCUUCGAACACACUCUAUUUACGCGCCAUAUAUUGAUCAGGAUUUGCAAAAUCGAUGGUGGGAUUUUGGGGCGGAUGCUAUCGUGAAUACGAACAAACAUAUUCGAUUGACGAGAAAUAAACCAUCACAAAUGGGAUGGUUAUGGUCGCGUUUACCACUCACGGCAACUCACUAUGUGAUUGAAGUAGAGUUCAAGAUGUCCACUGAAGGGAAAUCACAUCUUUUUGGUGAUGGAAUGGCGAUUUGGUUGACAAAGACACGAGCGCAACCAGGUCCAGUGUUUGGGUCGGUCGAUAAGUUUACGGGUCUCGGUAUCUUCCUAGACACAUAUGCAAACUCUCGGCAUGCAUACUCCUUCCCUCGAGUGGUCGCGAUGAUGGGUGAUGGCGAGACGAACUAUGAUUAUGAGCAGGAUGGGGAGAGAACUAACAUCGGGGCAUGCUCUGCUAACUUCCGGAAAACAAAUGUACCUACAAAGGUGAAGAUAACUUAUGCGAAGGAUACAUCCUUAGAUGUUAAAGUCCAGUACAAAGCUCACGACCAGUGGGAAGACUGCAUCCAUAUCGAUGAUAUUUCAAUACCACUUGCGUCGUAUCUGGGAUUCUCAGCACUGACAGGAGAUGUGUUCGAGGCUCAUGAUAUUAUUUCAGUGACAACCUCUUCGGCCAUCCUCGCGGACCCGGAACGUCCACGCGACAAGUUCAAAACGUCUUCAAGUACAUCAUCUGGCUCAUGGUUCGGCUUCUUUAUCAAAUCCUUCCUGUUCAUUGGUGUCUGUGUUGGUGCGCUUUACGGAUAUCAGGAAUAUACGCGCAGAAAUAGUGGAUUUGGCGGAAGUAGCUUUGGACGGAGAGGAGGGAUCGAUGUGUUCUCUAGUGCGAAGCGGUUCUGAUAUCAUCGUCCAGUUUAUUGCUUUGUCGUAAUUCAA
Molecule: messenger RNA, 1056 nt
Organism: Fomitiporia mediterranea MF3/22
Lineage: Eukaryota; Fungi; Basidiomycota; Agaricomycetes; Hymenochaetales; Hymenochaetaceae
Exons: 10
Coding region: 1-1020 (339 amino acids)
Biological process (GO): endoplasmic reticulum to Golgi vesicle-mediated transport; Golgi organization; endoplasmic reticulum organization
Cellular component (GO): COPII-coated ER to Golgi transport vesicle; endoplasmic reticulum membrane; endoplasmic reticulum-Golgi intermediate compartment
Molecular function (GO): D-mannose binding
Source: RefSeq, a predicted model, not a curated record